This is a messenger RNA of Gasterosteus aculeatus aculeatus (three-spined stickleback), 4439 nucleotides long. The record is from RefSeq and is a predicted model, not a curated record. NCBI's taxonomy places the organism in Eukaryota, Metazoa, Chordata, Actinopteri, Perciformes, Gasterosteidae.
CUCUUUUAUAAUCAGGGAGAACGGCUUUACGCAAAGAGCAACAAAGAUUUUUUCAGAUGAAUCUUGAGUUUCACUGCCAUAUCAGUCCUGGUGAGUGAAGAGUUCCUUCUUUUACACUGAUGAUCAGUUGGGUAAAACUGAGUAUUAUAUUCCAUUAGGCUAGAUUCUUCCAAGUCUUCCCGACCAGAGCAAUGGGACGUUAUAAUUUAAAAGAAAAUUUAAAGAAAACAUCCCAACAAGUAUUAGAGGAAUUCUUAUUUUUGACUCUUUUCCUCAGGUAGCUUAGCAGUGGCUGACAGAUCUUCUGGGGACUUAACAUAAAGACAGCAGACCCCCGUUUCGGCAGCCUGAUCUCCAAAACCUGUUUUGGAGAUCACGUUGGUUUCGGUGGUGACCGAGCUUAGCUCUGGACCCUUGACCCGACCUCUGAGGAACAGAAGAACAUGUUGCACUUCAAGAAAUACUUCACAGAGGGCCUCAUCCAGAUGGCCAUGCUGCUCAGCCUCUGCGGGGUGAGGGUCGACAUGGGACUGGAGCCCUACCUACCUCCCCCCUGGCACGAGAUGAUCUUGGGACCGACCUCAGCACUGACCCAGACACAGUUUUACAACCUCCGCAACCACCUGGGGGACGACCACGACCUGCACCCCAAAAACAUUGACCUGGAUGGCUUCUUCACGACGCGAAGGCUGCUGGGCUGGGUCCGCUCUCUGGACAGACUACAGGUUCCUCACACAGAACUGGAGACCUGGCUGGUACAGCAGGAGGCCAAUCCUCUUCCCAUGGUAUGUCCAGACCUCCUGGAAAGAGCACCAGUCGGGGGUGAAAGAGACCGCACUGCCCCAACUGUGGAAGCCACAGCUGAACUUGGUACCCUGCAGGAAGAAGAGGAGGAGGAUAAAGAGACUUCUGUCUCCCUUCAGGAGUGUUUGAGGUUGUUGGAGGUAACCUUUGACGUGCCAGAAGAAGAACAGUUACGUGAUGUUGGUGACAGAAGGAGAGAUCUGGAGCAUCAGCCACCAGAUAGAGAGGCCCUGCUGACUUAUAUCACCCCAACUGGUAACCCUUCCCUGGACCUUGAGAACCACUGGCAGGACCUGUUGGCUAUCAUGGACCCUGAGAAUGCAGAUGUUGGCAUCAUGACCUCAUUUGACCACAGCUCAAAUUCAAGAACGACUGAGACCCUCCAGGGUGUUGGGUCUGAAGCUGUGCGCCAAAACAACCAUGACAACAGCAUAACAAAGGCUGAGCAGGAGGUUCUUAUAAUGGAGACUUCCAUGCACUACGGUUUGUUGGGGCCUAAAAGGCAGUCAGAGCAAAAUCCAACCCUGCUUCCCCUCACACCCAGUACAGAGUUGGAUGACCAAAGUUCAGCCUUAAACUCAAGGGACACUUUGCAAAACUCCAACAUGAAUCCCUCGCACAGUCUUCCAGACCACACACAUCUGCUUGCUCAAGAUCCUUCAAAAGAUUUCUACUUGGCACUAAAUGCAGAUGAGAACUUGAGUACCCUCAAUAUGAUUCUGCCAACAGAAGGUCUUGUGGAUACCUUGGAAGGAAGUGCAUAUUCAGAGUAUCCUCCGCCUAUGCUCCAGUAUGAUUCACGUGACUUGACACCUUUCAGUUUAACCCCAUCUCCACAAGGGAAUGCUGUGACUCAAGACCCACUGAUAUCUAUAUCCGAUUUCUUUCUGGUUGAUGAAGAAGAGGAUCUUGAUAAUGAAGAUGGUUUCCCUAGCCCGCUUUGUGACCUCUUAGAGGAUGAUGUCAUCCUGGACGAGAUGAGAUUGUUGGACCUGGCUCUGGAUGAAGGAUUCAGCCCUGAAAUGGCAGCCAAGCUGGAAGAGGAGGGUUUCCUUGGGAGUGAAAUUGCCCAACAACAAACUGGUAGAGAUGUUGACCACUCAGACUCUGGCGUCACAAUCAUGGAAGAUCAUGGUCAACCAAGGAGACAUCAGGAUGUUGCAGUUGAGGCGGACUCAGACUCUGGUCUUUCUCUGGACUUCAGCCGCAGCCCUGCUUCUCCAUGUGCUUCUGAGGCCUACUCGUAUUCAUCUUCCUCAACCUCCUCUUCAUCGUGUAUGUCGGCUAUGGGAAGUCCCUUUUCUUCAGACAAAGAAGAAGACACUGAGGAAGGGUUAGUUUGUUCAGAUAUGGAAGUGGAGGUGACCAUAAAGCAGGAGGAGCUGGAAGAGCAGGAAAUGGGGGCGGUCGGAGGAGGUUACCCAGAAGAUGUUAAAACCCCCUUCCCUGCCAACUAUGGGGAUAACAAGCUGUAUAAUAGCUUUCGUUGGCUGGAGUAUAUCAGCCAUGAUCACUCGUACAACCAGCCCUGGUCAUCUGCCUCCUCUCCAUCCCAGAGCAAGAUGUCAACCGAACCCUCCUUGCGAGAUGACAAUGCCAAGCCUUACCACCGCUCCCCUUCCAGACACAUCUCAGAGAGCAAAACGUGGAGCCGGGAUGAAAAGCGGGCAAGAUCCCGGAAGAUCCCUUUCUCCAAUGAGUUGAUUGUUAAUCUGCCAGUGGAGGAGUUUAAUGACCUACUGGCCAAUUACCAGCUCAAUGAGGAGCAGCUUACACUAGUGAGGGACAUACGUCGCCGCGGUAAGAACAAAAUUGCAGCACAGAACUGCAGGAAGAGGAAACUGAAUGUGCUGUACGAUCUGGAAGACAGUGUGUCGGGUUUGAGACGCUACCGUUCGCGGCUUCUCCGAGAGAAACAGGAAGCCUUGAAGAACCUGCAGGAAAGGAAGCGCCAACUGGGCGUGUUGUACCAGGAUAUCUUUUCCAGGCUAAGGGAUGACGACGGGAUGCCACUGAGCGCUAUGGAGUACCUGCUUCAUUUUGGGUCCGACGGUAACAUAUCAGUAGUUUCACACCAGCAAGGGGCACCGCAACCACUGACAAAAAACACCAAGAAACUGAGGCACAAGAAAAAGUGAGACUUGGACAAAUUCUGGCUCCAGCCAUAUUCUGGCUUCAGAAUCUUAGGGCAUUAACAGGAGUGGGCUCUAACCACAAACAAAGCAGGACAUACUGAUGCGAUGGUAGAUGAAGAGAUACAGGAAUUCUUGAUCUGUGUCAGUGGAGGAUGCUGAAAGGUACCAUGAAAUAGAUAUCAUGCCCAUAUAGAUAUCACGAUAGUUUGUUAGUGUUUUUUUAUUUAAAAAUAUAGUGGGUGGCUAGGUUAAAAAAGAUCUAUGCUACUACAUAUUUGGAUGAAAACAACAGACUACAGAUGACCUGUGACCAGUACUUCAAAAUGCUAGUUUGAUGCCUAUGCACAAUGCAUCUUGAACAUACUGAGCUGAACAAGAUAGCUGACGGAUUGGAAAGGUGGAUCGUGGCUGUCGGUGAUAUAGCCUCUGGGCCAUUAAGAAAGGGGUGCUGGAUCACAGAAAGGAAAGUUGUGAUGAUACCCGCUUAAACUGGCAAGGCUCUCACUCAAAGACACUUCAGCAGGCUUAACACAGUGGCCCAUGGAGAUUAAACCUGUGUCUUUUUCCAGAUGGUGCAGUAACCACAGACCGACCCGAUGCGGAAAUGAACCAUUCUAUUUUCCAAAACUUCCAUUUAAAAGAGAAGCCUUUGAAAUUCUACUAGGAGAGAAAAUAUGCCAGCUUGACAUAUCUUGGAUAUGGAUUAGCCUUGGAUCUUGGAUUAGCACAGAUGUAUUGGAUAUUUGUUCUUGUUUUAGGAGUACCACUCCUGCUUGACUGACUUUGAAGGUAUCAAAGACAAUUCACAAACAGAAUUAAAUGUUUUGUCAGUAUAAGGGAGCUCCACUCAUUCUCACAGCUGUGCACACCUGCCCUGAAACUCAGCAGAAAGUCCCAUACAUCAUUCUGAUAUUCUCAUAUGAAUAAAUUAUUGAGGAGUAAGAGGGGCCUGCAAGGAUUUUUAUUUAACGUUCUGAAAGCAGGACAGCAAUUGUUUUACCUGUGCCUUUGCAUGUGUGUUUUUUAUUUUUAUUUGAUGUAUUUUCAACAAAUAUUUGUGGAAAUCCUAUUGUCUAUUUCAAAUAAAAUGGGUGGAAUCUGUAUGUCAAAUGUGGUUGACGGCCAAAUGCAAAACGCAGGAUUGAAACCACACCAACAGUGUUGGUGUGGUUAGGGUUCAACAAAUGUUGCCCUUACUGUAGAAAAGGUUAUUUUCUUACUGUGCCGUUAAUCUCCAUUGAUUGGUAGACACGUUUUUGCUCCGAGAAACAUUUACAGUUAGCUAGCUAGCAAACCUGUUUCAUCGCCUCCUCACAAGGUCCUGACAGCACACACAUUUAUUUAUUCAAACAUUUUAAGUUUUUUAUAAACAAGUAUCAGUUCUUUUCAUUGUGCAACAGAGCUCUCCUUAAUUUGUAUCUGUAGUUUCUCAUUUAAAACCUGGUUUUGCAAACUCAGAUUAGAACUCAUUUUAGAUUAAAUGUAUCCUUGUUGGUGCCA